AAAUUCUGCGUUCCUGUUCCGUGGCUUGCCUGGCGCGCUCCCGGCCGCCAGCCCGGGCAGGUCACUGAGGGGGUCCCCAGGGGGGUCCCCGGUGGCUCCUGCGUGGCUGCAGCUGCUGCGGGGUUGGGGCAGCUGAGAGCUGCUGGGGGGGCGGCCGGGAUUGGGUUGUUGAUCGCGUCCCUCCGAGGACUGCGAUUAGCGGCGUGCUACUCUCUGCUGCUCUGCUGCGGGAGACAGAGUGGUAUUUGCGUUCCCAUAGCAUGUUGUAAAAUGCAUGAGAUUUUGCUCAUCCUCCUUGGAAAUGAGAAUAGGAAAAUGAGAGCAUCCCGAAUCGGAAACUAAUAGAAGAGCCUGCAGAAACCUGCGGCAAUUUAUGCUUUAUUUUGCCUUCCUAGCUGUGGAUUAGAAGGACUGAUUUUUGCGAUGGGCUUUUUCCAUAAUGGCAUUCGUGUAUUGUUUGGUCAGAGCUCGCACAGGAGGAAAACAGGCUGCUGAAUUUAGUCACUGAUCUCUAUUAGCCGUGGCCUAAGGCUAUGCUGAGAUUUAUAUCCCAUUUGUAUUGUUGCAGCUCAAAAGAAGAAUGUUCAGAGGAUGACAAGUGUAUUCUGAGUAGUACCGUGGUGACAACAUGCCAUUGAAAUGGAAAACGAGCUCUCCUGCUAUCUGGAAAUUCCCAGUUCCUGUGCUUAAAACAUCCAGGUCAUCGCCACUUUCUCCAGCAUACAUAUCUCUGGUGGAAGAGGAGGAUCCUCAUAUGAAAGUAUCUCUCGGUAGCAGCGAUAUGGGCGUCUCUGCCCAUCUACAGUCUUCUAAGACAGGGACCACAAGAUUUUUCACCAGCAAUACUCACAGCUCUGUGGUGUUACAGGGUUUUGACCAGCUGCGAGUGGAAGGUUUGCUUUGCGACGUGACGCUUGUUCCCGGAGAUGGUGACGAGGUGUUUCCUGUUCACAGAGCGAUGAUGGCUUCUGCCAGCGACUACUUCAAGGCCAUGUUCACGGGAGGAAUGAAGGAACAGGAUUUAAUGUGCAUUAAACUUCAUGGCGUGAACAAAAUAGGUCUAAAGAAGAUCAUUGAUUUCAUUUAUACUGCGAAACUUUCCCUUAACAUGGACAACCUUCAGGACACUCUGGAAGCUGCCAGCUUUUUGCAGAUUUUACCUGUUUUGGACUUCUGUAAAGUGUUUCUUAUCUCUGGGGUUUCGUUGGAAAACUGUGUUGAGGUUGGGCGAAUUGCCAACACGUACAAUCUCACAGAAGUGGAUAAAUAUGUUAAUAAUUUCAUCCUGAAGAACUUCCCUGCGUUAUUAAGUACUGGUGAAUUUGUGAAACUCCCCUUUGAACGUCUUGCCUUUGUGCUUUCAAGCAAUAGCCUUAAGCACUGCACUGAACUCGAACUCUUCAAGGCGGCUUGUCGCUGGCUGCGCUAUGAGGAGCCUCGGAUGGAGUACGCUGCAAAGCUCAUGAAGAACAUCAGGUUUCCGCUGAUGACACCCCAGGAUCUUAUUAACUAUGUUCAAACAGUGGACUUCAUGAGAACUGACAACACCUGCGUAAACUUGCUUUUGGAAGCCAGCAAUUACCAAAUGAUGCCAUACAUGCAGCCAGUUAUGCAGUCGGAGAGAACUGCCAUUCGGUCGGACAGCACGCACCUGGUGACGUUGGGGGGAGUGCUGAGGCAGCAGCUGGUGGUCAGCAAGGAGUUACGCAUGUACGAUGAAAAGGCCCAUGAAUGGAAAUCCUUAGCUCCCAUGGAUGCACCGAGGUACCAGCACGGCAUCGCCGUGAUCGGAAACUUUCUUUAUGUAGUCGGGGGCCAGAGCAAUUACGACACGAAAGGAAAGACGGCGGUUGACACGGUCUUCAGGUUUGAUCCUCGCUACAACAAGUGGAUGCAAGUCGCAUCUUUAAAUGAGAAGCGCACCUUUUUCCACCUAAGUGCCCUCAAAGGACAUUUGUACGCAGUCGGUGGGCGAAACGCGGCGGGUGAGCUAGCCACUGUGGAAUGUUACAAUCCCAGAAUGAAUGAAUGGAGCUAUGUCGCAAAAAUGAAUGAGCCCCACUAUGGUCAUGCUGGAACGGUGUAUGGGGGAUUAAUGUAUAUUUCAGGGGGAAUUACCCAUGAUACUUUCCAAAAGGAACUUAUGUGUUUUGACCCUGACACAGACAAAUGGACUCAGAAAGCUCCGAUGACGACAGUCAGAGGUCUGCACUGCAUGUGUACUGUGGGAGACAAGCUGUAUGUUAUUGGUGGAAAUCACUUUAGAGGAACGAGUGAUUAUGAUGAUGUUCUAAGCUGUGAAUAUUACUCACCAACUCUAGACCAGUGGACUCCAAUUGCUGCCAUGUUACGUGGGCAGAGUGAUGUUGGGGUUGCUGUCUUUGAAAAUAAAAUCUAUGUUGUUGGAGGAUAUUCUUGGAAUAAUCGGUGCAUGGUGGAAAUAGUUCAGAAAUACGAUCCAGAAAAAGAUGAGUGGCAUAAAGUAUUUGACCUUCCCGAAUCACUCGGUGGCAUUCGAGCCUGCACUCUUACUGUUUUCCCACCGGAGGACAAUACAGGGUCACCGUCUAGAGAAUCUCCUCUUUCAGCACCUUAGAAACGUCCCUCGACUUAUGAUGUUGUAGUAACACCUUUGCACUGCAUCAUGGAGUCUUAUUAUUUUUCUUCAGUAGUUUCUGUUGGGCUUAGCCUACAGCAUUUUGUACAAUUACUGGAAAAAAAAAAAAAGACUUUGACGUUAUUUGUGCUGUUUGUUUGGCCUAGAAUGUUUGUCAAGUGGUUAACAAAACAAGAUGUACUCACCCGAGCCAAAUGUUUAACAAAUGAGAAGAUAUUGUCUAUAAAAUGUAUGAACUAGGUACGUUAUUAAUGUUGUGUAUUGGGUGUGAGGUACCUUAUAGAUUACAUUUGGAAGCCCCCCGAGUCAAAUUUGAAGACUUUGUCUUGAACACGUUCUUUCACUAAAUUUCAUAGCCGAAAUCCUUUUUCCAUUUGAUUGCGACUGCAGAUUACGAGGGGAGGUAGACCACAUCAAGGUAAACUAUGACAGAAGGUUGCCAAGGGGCCUGAGCUACCUCCCUCUUUUCACGGAGUAUUUUUGACAUAUCUGUUUGCCCACCUGACUUUGUGGGUGCUUUCAGAACAUAUGAAGUUUCUUAUGCAGAGGAGAGAAAUAAAAUAAUUUUAAAAUAUUAGCACUAUACAGGAAGCGGACCUUGUAGAGGCCGAGCGUUUUUUAUAACAUAUAGCGAGUGUUUUUCCUGAGUCGGUUGAGUGAUGCUUCAAACAAAAGAUUUAAAACGUUUGGAUUUUUUUAAUUUGGGUUUUUUUCAGGAAUUGCCUUCCGCUUGCACGGGAGCACACACUAUUAACAAAUGGGAAUUCAGUGCAGUUGUAUAUUCUGUUGUACGCCUGUACUGAAUAUAGGUAGAUAAGGGCUAGGAACAUUAACUUAAGCCACUGAAUUUGACCAAAUCGUUCCAUCAGAUCAAAUUUAAUCUACCUUUUCUCCUUUGCUGUUGAGAGAACUUGCAUAAUGUGUCCUCUGUAUAGUCUCAGUUAAUAAGGUUAUUUAGCACAAAGUGCAGCUUCGGCGAGAGAGCUGCUUUUGCUCAGUGAACUUGGACUACCACAUUUUACCUUCUUUUGUUCAAUAAAACUUUAAACUGCA
Molecule: messenger RNA, 3670 nt
Organism: Chroicocephalus ridibundus (black-headed gull)
Lineage: Eukaryota; Metazoa; Chordata; Aves; Charadriiformes; Laridae
Gene: KLHL13
Product: kelch like family member 13
Exons: 8
Coding region: 629-2596 (655 amino acids)
Biological process (GO): regulation of cytokinesis; protein ubiquitination
Cellular component (GO): Cul3-RING ubiquitin ligase complex
Molecular function (GO): ubiquitin-protein transferase activity; cullin family protein binding
Source: RefSeq, a predicted model, not a curated record